Zea mays is the source of this 2202-nucleotide messenger RNA. Its product is annotated as Set1 complex component swd2. The record is from RefSeq and is a predicted model, not a curated record. The coding region runs from base 899 to 1780 and encodes 293 amino acids. The transcript is spliced from 12 exons. Lineage: Eukaryota; Viridiplantae; Streptophyta; Magnoliopsida; Poales; Poaceae. Gene Ontology annotation, molecular function: chromatin binding; protein binding. Gene Ontology annotation, cellular component: Set1C/COMPASS complex.
UUCCAUUGCAUCCUUUCCUCAUUAGCAGCUCUAAGACUCAUGGCAACACUGGGGUUGCAGCCAUCAAAAACGCAUUUGUUUCUAUGUUUCCACAAGGUCCAGGCUUCCAGAAUGAUAAGGGAAUCAAGCCCUUUUCUAGUGAGCCCAGCAGCAAUAUUCCCCACCGAUUCCCACCAGCCUAGAUAUGAGCCAACAUCAGGUUGAGGAGCCAAAGAAUGCAGACCGAAAUUCCGUAACAACAGGUACCAGAAUUCCCUGGAGAAGGAACAGGUAACAAGGAGAUGAUCAAUAGUUUCAUCUUCUUGAUCACAAAAGGGGCACUUUUCAGGAUGACUCAGCCCUCUUUUAGCAAGUCUAUCCGCUGUCCAGAGACGAUUUUGUGCAACCAGCCAGAUGAAGAAACGACAUUUUGGCAAGGCAAAUAGACAUUGGUAUUGCACACACCAAUUUUGGCAACAAUCAAAAUGGUAGCCAUGGUAAGGUUCAUAGGGAUCCAAACCAAAUAGUUCUCAAGAGUCAAGAGUCCUAUGGUGGUGCGGCCAAGCAGAUGUCUGUUGUCUCCUCCCCUGUCCCCUCUCUUCCUGCCACUCCUGUUUCAUCCUAGUGAAGCAGAGAUCCAUCCAUCCUGACCUUGAUUGGCUGAUUCUUCUGCUGCGACCAAUCUGAGUCCAUCCGUUCUGGUCUCGAUUGGUUCGUUCAUUCUGUUGGUUGUUCUUCUCUGGCGCUCAAGGCCAUAUCCUUGGUAACCGAUUGAUUAAGGUGCGGGCACAACUCUUUUUUGGGGGUGGGGGUUGGUCUGUUGCCAUGACAAGUCCAUGCAUGGUGUGGAGAUCACCAAUGAGGUGCUUAAGAGCGUGAAGAUAGGGUUGACCUUCCAAGGAAUGGUAGAAUUAGUUCUAUGGAUUUUCACAGCAAGGCUACCAACUAUCUUGUGACAGCUAGCGACGAUGAAUCAAUCCGCCUAUACGACACUCAAAAUGCAGUAUGUUUGAAGACUAUUAAUAGCAAAAAAUAUGGGGUCGAACUAGUGUGCUUCACUGAUAACCCAAAUAUUGUCUUAUAUUCAUCAAAAAAUGGCUGGGAUGAAUCUCUGCGUCUACUCUCACUGAAUGAUAAUCGGUUUCUUAGAUAUUUUAAAGGUCACCUUGACAGGGUUGUCUGCAUCUCAUUUUGCUCUGAGAAAGAAAAUUUUCUCUCUGGUUCACUUGACCGUACUGUUCUCUUAUGGGAUCAACGGGCUGAAAAAUCACAGGGCUUACUGCGUGUGCAAGGGAGGCCUGCAGUUUCAUAUGACGAUCAGGGCAUGGUAUUUGCAGUUGCCUAUGGUGGUCACAUAAGGAUGUUUGAUGCUCGAAAAUUUGAAAAGGGGCCUUUUGAGAUCUUCUCUGUUGGUAAUAACGAUUCAGAGGCCCAUGUCAUAAAGUUCAGCAGUGAUGGCAGGCGGAUUCUGUUAACCACUAAAGCUGGACGUGUCCAUGUGCUAGAUUCAUUCCAUGGCAAUAGCAUUGCGUCGUGCAAUGUGAAGCCAGUGGUAACCAACUCAACACUGGAGGCGUCGUUCAGCCCUGAUGGAAACCAUAUCAUAUCUGGCUCCGGUGACGGUAGUGUUUAUGCUUGGAAUGUUAGGAGUGGAAAGGUCGCGCGCUGGGGAAGCACAGACGACGAACCGCCGCUGGUAAGGUGGGCUCCAGGAUCCUUGAUGUUCGUGACAGGAUCAUCAGAACUGUCAUGCUGGGUUCCGGACCUGUCUAAGCUGGGAUCCUUUACCAUUAGCAAGUAGGUGAAAAUGAUGAGAGGUGGACUGCCCUUGCAAACCCUGUUCGUCCCUGUAUGGUAUGUCGUGUGGCUGGUUGAAGCGACUCAUCCUUUAGCCAGGUGGCCGUGGUAAACUUGCAACCUGUUACAAUUGAAUGACUUGUAUAGAGCAUCGGCUGUGGCGAUCUGGCUUCUGAAGCCAGCGGCUAGACAAUGAAGAUGGAUCCAUGCUUUAGUUCUGUAAACCGGAGAUUGUAGCUGAGUAUUGCUGUAUCUCUUUGUUUCUGGAAGGCGUCUUGGCUCGUAAAGAUUCUGCAACUCAGAGCAGAUGGCUAAUAUAUAGAGAGAGCAAAGAAACAAUGGAUAGCUGGGCUGGUUGUUCUGUUUUCAGUUGGAUUCCUUGUACUGACGUGUGAUUCCGUUGUGCAUGCACCGAUUCAUAUUUCA